Prosopis cineraria is the source of this 808-nucleotide messenger RNA. RefSeq lists its product as uncharacterized. The record is from RefSeq and is a predicted model, not a curated record. The transcript is spliced from 5 exons. The coding region runs from base 121 to 594 and encodes 157 amino acids. Lineage: Eukaryota; Viridiplantae; Streptophyta; Magnoliopsida; Fabales; Fabaceae.
UACUAUUAAUUAUUAAUUUCUCUGCCUCGAGCCGCUCGCUCUUCUCUCUCGCGAGGUGGUGACCCCCUUCGAGCUCCGACUCAGCUCUCGCCAUCUCUACUCCGAAGCGAGAGAAAGAAAAUGGGGUUCACUUCCUUUAUGGGUCGUGUCCUCUUUGCCUCUGUCUUCAUCCUCUCGGCCUGGCAGAUGUUUAAUGAAUUUGAUGCCAGUGGUGGACCUUUUGCGAAGGAGUUGAUUCCCAAGCUCACUGUUAUGAGAAAAAAUUUGUCCUCCAAAUUGGGGGUUGAGGUUCCAAAUAUUGAUGUUCAGUAUUUUGUUACUACUAUCAUUGUACUGAAGGGGCUUGGAGGAAUCCUAUUUGUGUUUGGCAGUGCAUUUGGAUCUUUUCUACUUCUUCUGCAUCAGGCGCUCACUGUUCCACUUCUGUAUGAUUUCUACAACUAUAAACCUAAUGGCCCUGAAUACAGUCUUCUGCUGAAUGAUUUUGUUCAGAACACAGCACUUUUCGGGGCACUGCUGUUCUUUAUAGGGAUGAAGAACUCAAUUCUCAAGAGGCAACUGAAGAAGAAAGCCCCAAAAACAAAGACAACUUAGAGCAGAGGUGCAUUGAUGUGUUCUCGAAGAACAGUUUUUUGACAGCCUGCUGAGUUUCAGCAUCGGAUUUGUUUAAGCUUUCUUUAUAUGUUUUGCCUCUUCAGUUUGGAUUAGAUACUUUGACUUGUUUUGAUGAUAAUUUUAUUUAUAUAAACAGAGUGGGCAUACAACGUGUUUCUGGAUAUAUAUAUAUAUAUGCUUUGGCUUCCACGUA